GCGGAUUUCCCCACCACAGUGGGGCUGCUGGCCCCCGAGGAGUCGGCGCUGGAGCUGGACGGGGAGAAGGAGAAGAAGCCGGGGAAGGUUUAUUACAUCGACACCAACUCGCUGCACGUCCCGCGGGAGAACACGGAGGUCCUGUCACCCCUCAAGAACGGCAUGAUCGAGGACUGGGACUGUUUCCAGGCGAUUCUGGAUCACACGUACGGGAAACACGUCAAGUCGGAGCCCGGCCUGCACCCCGUGCUCAUGUCCGAGGCGCCGUGGAACACCCGCGCCAAGCGGGAGAAGCUGACCGAGCUGAUGUUCGAGCAUUACGCCAUCCCGGCCUUCUUCCUCUGCAAGACUGCCGUGCUCACCGCGUAUCCCGGAGGGGCUGGGGGGCAGGGAGCCAGAUCUGGGGGGCUGGAGGACUGUGGGCAGUGGAGGGGGGCUGGGAGCCCGAACUCCUGGGUUCAUGCCCGACUCUGGGGGAUUCCAGGCAUCGUGAAGUCGCCGCUGGCCGGGGAUUUCAUCUCCAUGCAGUGCCGGGAGCUCUUCCAGGAGAUGAACAUUGAGAUCGUGCCCCCCUACAUGAUCGCUGCCAAGGACCCUGUGCGUGAGGGGGCCCCCCCCAACUGGAAGAAGAAGGAGAAGCUGCCCCAGGUCUCCAAAUCCUGGCACAACUACACCUGCAAUGAGGUGAUCCAGGAUUUCCAGGCCUCGGUGCUACAGGUCUCCGACUCGCCAUAUGAUGAGCAGGUGGCCGCCCAGAUGCCCACCGUGCACUACGAGAUGCCCAAUGGCUACAACACGGACUACGGGGCCGAGCGGCUGCGCAUUCCCGAAGGGCUGUUUGACCCCUCCAAUGUCAAGCCCCGUGCCCCCUACUGA
This is a messenger RNA of Chrysemys picta bellii (western painted turtle), 876 nucleotides long. The record is from RefSeq and is a predicted model, not a curated record. Lineage: Eukaryota; Metazoa; Chordata; Testudines; Emydidae.